CAAUAUCCAUCCCUUUCCCAACCAUUCACAAACAUCAGUCAACUUCUCCUCCUUUUCCAUCCCCUGAUUUUGAUCAUGCAUCUGCUCUAGACACCCCAUUAUCCUCUCUCCCUCCCCGCCCCACUCGCCUCCAUCUCCCCCAAACCUACCAUUCCCUCGUCGUCCUGUGUCCGGACGGCGGGCGGAACAACUCUGCUCCCAUCACCACCUUCUUCGUCAUCUUCAAGAAUCGAGUAGCGACGUUUACGUCCCGUUCCAUCGCCCAUCAUGGCGCCUGCAAUGAAACCUUUCCAGCUUCUCGAAAUAAACAUAAUUUCGGGGCAGGAUUUGGAGCCCGUUGCCAGGAAAAUGCGAACGUACGCCAAGGCGUGGGUGCAUCCGAACCGGAAGCUUUCGUCGUGUGUCGACAAGGAGGGGAACAAUAACCCUACAUGGAAUGAUAAGUUUGUUUUCAGGGUGGAAGAGGAGUUUCUCAGAGAAGAUAGCUCCGCAGUCAUGAUUGAGAUCUAUUCGGCGCAUUGGUUACGCGAUGUUCUUGUUGGCACGGUUCGUGUGCUCGUCGGCAACCUUAUUCCCCCGCCUGUGCGGACCCAUCAGAACAACUCGCAUUACAUGGGCAUGCGCUUCGUUGCACUUCAGGUACGUCGUCCGUCAGGGCGUCCACAGGGAAUACUGAACAUUGGUGUGGCCUUACUCGACGGAUCUCUGAGGAGCAUGCCGUUGUACAGACAACUGAGCAGUUCAGCUGUCGGAUACCGUGAUCUGAUGCAGCAUCCACCAGUUCAUCUGCAGGUACAGGAAAAUGACACUAAGAACAACAAAGAGCAGCAGCAGGCUCCUGCUCUGAAGCCUAUACUGCGCAGGUCAAGAAGUGAACGCAGCGAACGUGUGAUAUUCAAUGACUUUUCCCCCAGGAGUUCAAUGGUUGCGGUGCCAACACAGAUGGGAACUAAAGAAGGUAGUUCCGUUAUCACCGUCUCAGAAUCGGUUGAUCCAUUUAAAGGGGGAAAAAAGAAAGGCAAGGCUAGUUCAGUGAUCAGUGGAGCAGAGCUCCGAGAGAAGCCGAAGCAAAAGGGCAAGAAGGGCAAGGCAAGUUCAGUGGUGAGUGACUCGAUCGUGAGCAAAGGGUCGUCGACCUUUUACAAGAAUGAUACGCGUAAUUUAAAGAAUAAAGACACAGAAAAUGAGGGUAAAGACAACAGGGGUGAUAAAAAACUUGGCUCUCCUGAAAAAGCUAAGGUGGUUGAUGAGAAAUCAGUUGGAAUUAAGGGUGUCCAGAAUUCGGGUUCACCUAAACACAAGGCUGUAAUACCAACCAUUUUGAAGCCUAAUGGUGCACAAAAGGGGCCAUUGCCAAUAGGGAAGCCAGUGAUUGGGGCACCCUUCAAAGGUAACUCAAUUGUGUCCGACUCCGAGGUUGGGCCCUCACCGUCUGAGGUGGCGGCCGCAUUGGCUCAAAGGAGAUAUCUUCAAGAUGACAAUCAAAGCUCUGUCUUGGACGGUUGGAGCUUGGAUGAGAGUGUUGAAGGGCUUAGGUCAAAGCUGGAGAGGUGGCGAACGGAGCUACCGCCAUUGUACGAUAAUGGCUUCUCGACGAGCAGCUACAAGUCAUCUGGCGGCCAACAUGGCCGUAGGCACAGCGAUGGUGGAAGCGGCCUGUUCUCAUGCUUCGGCAACAUAUGUGGAUAUGAGUGCCAAUGCAUCUGCGGUAAGCCUCCCGGGAAACGGAACCAAUCUAGGUUCGCUGCAUCGUCUGUUGGCUCCCCAGGUCGAUCAAUACUUUGAGAACGAAUCAUUAAAAUUAUGAAACACGUCUUUUUUCGCUCUAUUUCUUGCUAAGUAUAUGCCAAGGGGUGCUUAAUUUCCGACUACACACGUACUACUAAUCUUGACAAUGAGGGUUUUCUCAUCGGCAUUUGGUUUUCACUUGGUGAUUAACUACAAAACAUGUUCAUCAUCAAGGACAUGUACCGAUGGAAGUUUAGAGGUUUUUGAGUAUACGAGGUAUUAUUAUAAGUCAUGGAUGCUAUAUGGUUCAAGGUUGUUGGAGCAAGUUCAUAACUAGGCCGGCCUUCCCUCAAUUAGUUAUUUGUUUUCAUGCUUAAUUUCCCUUAAUUCAUACAUUUCUAUGUUCUUUUAGUGUAAGUUGUAAGUUAAAUUCUUGAAUACUUUGAUUUUGUUAUACCUUUUUAAUCUGCA
This is a messenger RNA of Sesamum indicum (sesame), 2199 nucleotides long. RefSeq lists its product as uncharacterized. Gene Ontology annotation, biological process: defense response. Lineage: Eukaryota; Viridiplantae; Streptophyta; Magnoliopsida; Lamiales; Pedaliaceae. The record is from RefSeq and is a predicted model, not a curated record.